Messenger RNA from Rhagoletis pomonella (apple maggot), 993 nucleotides. Its product is annotated as glutamate receptor ionotropic, kainate 2-like. The record is from RefSeq and is a predicted model, not a curated record. Gene Ontology annotation, cellular component: postsynaptic membrane; plasma membrane. The transcript is spliced from 3 exons. Gene Ontology annotation, biological process: synaptic transmission, glutamatergic; modulation of chemical synaptic transmission. Gene Ontology annotation, molecular function: glutamate receptor activity; transmitter-gated monoatomic ion channel activity involved in regulation of postsynaptic membrane potential. The coding region runs from base 185 to 685 and encodes 166 amino acids. NCBI's taxonomy places the organism in Eukaryota, Metazoa, Arthropoda, Insecta, Diptera, Tephritidae.
UAGGAACGAGUUCUCCAGAUAGUUGCCAGAAUUGACAAUUUAUCGUACGAAUGGCCUUUGUCUUGAUAAGUAGAAAGACAAUUGCCCUGUAUGCACCUUUUAUUAACUUUUUCAACUUUUUCUUCUUAUCCUAAAAUUCUACUUAUAUUUUAACCAGGAAUCGAAAAUCUCCACCUACCAACGCAUGUGGUCAUUCAUGGAAUCCGCACGACCAUCUGUAUUCACCUCAACCAAUGCCGAAGGUGUGGAUCGCGUGGCCAAGGGUAAAGGUUCAUACGCCUUUCUUAUGGAAUCAACAUCCAUUGAAUAUGUAACCGAACGCAAUUGUGAACUAACUCAGGUGGGCGGCAUGUUGGACACCAAAGGCUAUGGCAUAGCAGCGCCACCUAAUUCCCCGUAUCGUACCGCCAUCAAUGGUGUUAUACUCAAACUACAGGAAGAAGGCAAAUUGCAUAUACUGAAAACAAAAUGGUGGAAAGAGAAGCGAGGCGGUGGUAGUUGUCGCGUAGAGACCUCGAAAUCUUCAUCAGCGGCUAAUGAGUUGGGUUUGGCGAAUGUGGGCGGGGUGUUCGUAGUGCUAAUGGGCGGCAUGGGCGUGGCGUGUGUAAUUGCUGUGUGUGAAUUUGUGUGGAAAUCGCGAAAGGUCGCCGUCGAAGAGCGGCUUAGUGCGAUUCUACACGAAUGAGAAUAGAUGUCGUGAAUCCAAAAAGAAGAGUGGGUUUAAAAGAGCUAAAGGGCAAUGAAGAGAGCGAGCGUAAAAUGAAAAAUAUAUAAAACAAAUAUAUUGGCACCUUUGAAAAAUUUUGAAAAGUGAGGAGCAUAGUAAACUGAACAUCAAAGAAAAAUUGUUGGGACUGAACAGAUCACUAUACCGUUGUACUGUGUGCAUGCAUGGGCUCUCGUUCGCAGGCUUUUCUAACAUUUAGAUACAUAUUUACAUAAAUUUAGAUACUUAAAUUUAGUUAAAUAUAGACCGGAAUAGUGUUUCAUAAA